UGUUUGACAUGUUAUAUUCCAUAAGUGACAUAAUAAAUAACCACGAAACACGUCUACAAGUUCAAACCAAAGCAAAAUGAGAAUUUCCGUAUCAUUCAUAGCAUCUACUUUAUUCUUUAUUUUUAUUCUGCAUUCAAUGUGGAAUUUGUUUAGUAUAUUCAGAGUUCCAACAUGCAUAGUGGGAGAUAAAUGUUAUAUUUCUUAUUUAAAUUCAAAUCCAAAUCUCGAUUUGCUGGUUUAUGCUUCAGACAACUCAAAAUCCGGAAAUAUUGAAUUGAUUCUUAAUAUAGACAAAUUCAAUUAUCACGAUAAAUGGGAAAAGGAAAUAUCUCUUCAGUUACCAAAGGUUGUCAGAAAUAAUGGUACUAUGUCUAUCCAUACAAUUAUCAUUCCAAGUAGUUCUAAAAAAAAACAUUACACUUUAAAUGAAUUAGCGACUCAGCCGGAUGCUACAUAUUUGAAGUAUCCAUUAACAAAAUAUGCCAUUCCGGCAAGUGCUGCUUUUAAUUUAUUAAAAGAAGAAUCAAAGAAACAAACUGUGAAGCCAGUAACACAUUUGAGAACCAAAUUUCCAAUUAUCAUGUGUACUGACAAAUUUGAAAUUUCCUCGUCAAAUAUUCCUAUGGAAAUAAUAAGACAUUUAAGAAUUAAUCAUAAACGACAAUUUUUACCAGUUGUUCACCGUGAUAUCAUGCAAAUGAGACUGAGAGAUUUGUUGGAAAUAACUGGGGAAACAAUGGAUGCGAAAAUAUUAUUUACCUACACCCCUGUAUCUGUUGGAAAAAUGAGAUUUGUUGCUCAAAUUGAUUCUACGCUACAUCAGUUCAUUGCAUUAGGGUUUACUGAAAAAGAUUUAGAUGAAGUGAAAGGAGUGUUUGCAGAUACAAAUGUUUAUUUGCUUUGUGCAACAGUGCUUAUUGGCAGCAUUCAUUUACUCCUUGAUUUCCUUUCAUUUAAAAAUGAUGUGAAGUUUUGGAAAGCCCAGACUUCCAUGGCAGGGUUAUCUACUAGUAGUGUAUUAUGGAGGGCCUUUUCACAAACGGUUAUUUUCCUAUAUUUAUUAGAUGAAGGCACGUCAUUGUUAGUCUUAGUUCCAAGUGGAGUUGCUACUAUUAUAGAAUUUUGGAAAAUCAGUAAAGUGCUGAAUAAAAGUAUUUCAUGGAGUGGAGGAUUAAGAUUUAGUAAAGGUAAAAAUGAAAGCGCUGAGGAGUUACAGACUAGAAAAUAUGAUGAAGAGUGCAUGAAGUAUUUGUGUUAUCUCUUAUAUCCUCUUUGUGGUUGUGCAGCUAUUUAUUCUCUCCUGUAUCAAUCACAUAAAAGUUGGUAUUCAUGGACCAUCAAUAGCUUGGUGAAUGGUGUAUACGCAUUUGGUUUUCUUUUCAUGCUACCUCAAUUAUUCAUCAAUUAUAGACUGAAGUCAGUAGCAGCUCUACCAUGGAGAGCAUUUACAUACAGGGCAUUUAAUACCUUCAUUGAUGACAUUUUUGCAUUUAUUAUUACUAUGCCCACAGCUCAUAGAGUUGCGUGCUUCAGAGAUGACGUAGUUUUUCUCAUAUACCUCUAUCAAAGAUGGCUGUACCCUGUUGAUAAAACAAGAACUGAUGAAAUCAUAGAUGACAGCCCUAUUGAAAAUGAUGUUGACUCAAAGAAAACGCAGUAAAUGUAAACGUGGAUUAUUUUUCAUUUCCUACUUCAACAUCAUUCACAGGGUAUUUUGCUCUAUGUAUGGAUUGACAAAUCUGUAUCUUGACUGUGAUGAAAUACCUAUUCUAAUUGUUGCAAUCAGUUGUAAUGUGAAUUUGAAUUGUACCUACUAUUUUUAAAAUUUAACUGUGUUAUCGUGAUAAUAAUUUUCAAGAAUAAAGUUGUGGAGCACUAUAAUAA
Zophobas morio is the source of this 1884-nucleotide messenger RNA. Its product is annotated as lipid scramblase CLPTM1L. The transcript is spliced from 6 exons. Gene Ontology annotation, cellular component: endomembrane system; membrane. The coding region runs from base 77 to 1660 and encodes 527 amino acids. The record is from RefSeq and is a predicted model, not a curated record. NCBI's taxonomy places the organism in Eukaryota, Metazoa, Arthropoda, Insecta, Coleoptera, Tenebrionidae.